CAUUCAAUAAACUUUACUUGUAUUUAUCUUGUUUUAAUGUAUAAGAGAGAACAUUAUGAAAAAUGGCUGAAGUUGGCGGACGAAAGAAAAUAACAAGGACCUUUUCGAAAACAUCGUUUCCAUGGUUUGAACGGAAGAGCAGAUUUAUGGAACUCAGUAUAUUCAAACAACCACAGUGCCUCAUAUUUGAAGAUGAAUCGGGAAAUCUAGAUAUUAAAGACUCUGUGUUAAAUGAAAUUGAAGUCAUUGAUGUUCCUUUAAGUAUUGCAGCUAUUGUAGGAUUAUACAGAACAGGCAAAUCGUACUUGAUGAACCAAAUAGCUCACCGCAAAUCCGAAGGGUUUUCAAUGGGGCACACGGUCCGUUCCCAUACGAAAGGCAUAUGGGUAUGGUGUAUUAUUCAUCCUACAAAAGAACGCCAUGUUUUAAUGCUGAUAGACACAGAGGGGCUGGCGGAUCCCAAAAAGGCAAAUGAAGAAUCCGAUCAAAAAUUAUUUUGUCUCACGGUGCUUUUGAGCAGUACAUUGAUUUAUAAUGUGAGGGGAGUCUUCAAUGCAGAUGCUAUUAAGAAAAUAUCAUUUGUGUCAAAAAUGUCACAAAGUAUAAAAGUUUGUAAAACGUUGGAUAAUCAAGAAAAUGAAAAGAUGAUCAGUUUAGUAUCACCAACAUUUAUCCUUUGUCUUAGAGAUUUUUAUCUUCAAAUGGGCGGAGAAGAAGAUAACGCGCAUGUUACAGAAGAACAAUAUCUCGAAUCUUGCCUUUCUGGUUUUGGAGACGAUAAUGAAACAAUUAAAUGUAUCCGAAAGUAUUUCCCAAAUCGCACAUGUUUUAGGAUUAGCAUGCCGGUUCAUCCAAGAAAUUUGACAACUUUAGACAAUUUAACUGAAAAAGAAUUAGAUGCUGAAUUCAUCAAAGAAAUUCAAUCAUUGAGAGAGUAUAUCUACAAGUGUAAGCAGAAAAGGUUCCUUUCACAAAAGGAAAUCGAUGGCUUAGCACUUGCUGAAAUAGUCAAGACGUAUGUUGAAGCAAUCAGGAAUGGUUUUGACCUGGACAUCGAAGAAGCAUAUGAAAAAGCAUCAAAGAAACGCAACGAAGUUGUAGUCACUGAGAUUACUAACUGGUUUCAAAACCGUAUUAAAGAAAUGCAACUCCCAAUCACCAGAAAGGAAGAGUUACAGAACCAAUUCUUUGACAUCCAUAGUACAAUGAUGCAGAAGUAUAGAGAAAAAGCUUACUUAUGUGGACACGAAUCUGAGAGUAUUCUAAUUGAGCAAUUAAAAAGGGAUUGGAAAGAGUUACGUUCUAGAAACUCAAACCGCAUUCAAGAUAUAUGUAGGGAAAAACUGGAUAUCCUUCACGAUGAAAUAAUACGGAGUGAAGAAGCAUACAAUUUUGAAGAUGGCUACUCAUUAUUCAAAGCACAUAUGGGAUACUUAGAAAGUAACUUUUACAGUCAGAUGAAUGACUUUGAUAAAGAUGAGUUGACUGACGCAUUUCAAAGAUUCAAAGACAACAUGAAUGAAAAGAAAAUGGAAAUAUUGCGGAAGGAAAAGGUCAUGAAAGACAUAAAACAAAAAGAAAAAAUGGAUGCAUUGUUAGAGAAGCGACUGCAAGAAAAAUACGAGUCAUUAGAAAGAGAUAAGAUCGCGCACAUAGAGAAAGAGAAGCGAAAAUUAAUUGAUACUAUGCGUGCUCAUACAGAAGCUUUGGAGGGUGCUCUGGAGGAGGUCAACAAAAAAGGAUGCAUUCUUUCAUAAAUCAUUUAACUAGAUAAAAUUUAUAUUCAUUUACUUUAAAGGUUAUUACUGUCCAUAUAUAUCAAAUAGAAUAGAGGAAAACAGAAUCCCUAAAGAAACCCAACACGGCAAAAUUGUAAAAUGUUGCAGGCUCGGUUUGAUUGAGCCUGUUCAUAUAUGUCAAGUUGUCUAACUAUUCAAGGUGAGAAACAUGUGAUCGUUUUAUUUUACUUGUUUAUUACUUGUUUGAAAUACUAUUUAGAAAUUCAGGUUUUUAUAUUCUGCUGAUCAUAAUCUUCACUAUAUGAUUUCACUUACUGUAACGAUCUUUUUGUUUGUGUUACUGAAAUGCAGCCUGAAUAAACUGCAUUCUUCAUUUUUGCUUGUAAUGUUGCUGAUGAUCAUUAAAAGAUUUUAAAAUUUCCAGUAAUAAUUGAAUUUCUUUUUACGGCACUCAUUGAACUUUUAAUUGAUGUGAAUUUAAAGUGAAAUAUUAUAUUCGUAAACAGUUACGUAAUUUCAUUAUGGCAUACCAUACAAUGAUAUAUAUAUACCAUAAAAAUUUAUGCAAUAAAUUACGAUGUCCGAUCAAAAGACACAUUGAAGUUUCAUCAUUGUUACAUUUUUCAUGGGAUUAAAUGUAAUAUUAUUGUUCCCAUACUCAAUAUAUAAAUUGCUCUUUAAAAAUAUAUAGUAUAACUCACUACGCCUGUGUACUUUUCGUCUCCUUUUGUCCUUGCGUGUGUGUGUGGGGGGGGGUUAAGUUGCAACAAUACAAUAAAGGCCUUAUGGCUAUAUUCAAGCUUCAAUGGUGAAGAAUGACCUCAUGUAUCUUUCCUUGCAUUAUUUAAGGUACGAACGAGAACCAAGGUAGAACCACCGACAUUCGGUAAGCUAGAAGGAUAGCCUCUUCUCAUGAAAGAUUUCAAACUACGUGACGGGAAUCGAACCCACAGCGGAGAGAAGUAAAUGGUUUGAAGUCAGUGACAUUAACCUGUCGAUCACGGACGCCCCUGUGGAGCACAUAUUUUUCCGAAAUAUAAAAAAGCUUCAAUGAAGCGUUGUUAUUUUGUCAAAUAUUAAUUUUCAAAAUGAUUUAAAAUUUAGAAAUACAUCAAAAAUGCACGCCUCUCUCGAGCAUAACAUAAUUUUAUUCGAGUUCAAUAAAUACAGAAAUUUAACUACACGAAUAUUAUAAUCAAUUUGUCAGAUAUCCAAAAUGAGAACUACU
This is a messenger RNA of Ruditapes philippinarum (Manila clam), 2967 nucleotides long. Its product is annotated as guanylate-binding protein 3-like. Gene Ontology annotation, molecular function: GTPase activity; GTP binding. NCBI's taxonomy places the organism in Eukaryota, Metazoa, Mollusca, Bivalvia, Venerida, Veneridae. Bases 63 to 1757 code for a protein of 564 amino acids. The record is from RefSeq and is a predicted model, not a curated record. The transcript is spliced from 11 exons.